CAGGGGUCAGGGAUGCCGCCACUGGACGCACCUACUCUUGGAUUGUGGCCGAGGGAUGGCGAAUGUGAAGGUGGCGGUGCGGGUCCGGCCUCUCAGCAAGAGGGAGACCAAAGAAGGGGGAAGAAUUAUUGUGGAAGUUGAUGACAAAGUGGCCAAAAUCAGGAACCUAAAGGUGGCCAGUCGACCAGAUGGUUUUGGAGACUCCCGGGAGAAGGUUGUGGCAUUCGGCUUUGAUUAUUGCUACUGGUCAGUCAACCCAGAGGACCCUCAGUAUGCAUCUCAGGACAUGGUGUUCCAGGACUUGGGGACUGAAGUGCUAUCUGGAGCUGCCAAAGGCUACAACAUAUGCCUUUUUGCCUAUGGGCAGACAGGCUCUGGGAAGACAUAUACCAUGCUGGGGACCCCAGCCUCUGUUGGGCUGACACCACGGAUAUGUGAGGGUCUCUUCAUCAGAGAGGAAGACUGUGCCUCACUGCAUUCCUCUUGCAAGAUACAAGUAAGUUUCCUAGAAAUCUAUAAUGAACGUGUGCGAGAUCUUUUGAAGCAAUCUGAUAAAAAAAAGUCCUAUACCCUGCGUGUCAGGGAGCACCCAGAGAUGGGGCCCUACGUACAAGGUCUAUCUCACCAUGUUGUUACCAGCUAUAAGCAAGUAAUCCAGCUCCUGGAGGAGGGGAUAGCAAACAGAAUGACAGCAGCCACCCACGUCCAUGAGGCCAGCAGCAGAUCCCACGCCAUCUUUACUAUCCACUACACGAAGGCGAUCCUAGAGAACAACCUCCCCUCUGAGACUGCUAGCAAGAUUAACCUUGUGGACCUAGCAGGCAGUGAAAGAGCAGAUCCCAGUUACUGUAAGGACCGGAUUGCUGAAGGAGCCAAUAUCAACAAGUCCCUUGUCACUCUGGGAAUUGUCAUCUCUACCUUAGCCCAGAACUCCCAAAAGUUCAGCAGCUGCCAGAGCCUCAAUAAUGCAGCCAGCAGUGGUGGUGAUAGCAGGAUUCCUAGCUCUCCUGGGACCAGCAGUGGAGGGGCACUGCCCCGGAGGCAGUCUUACAUCCCAUACCGGGACUCUGUGUUGACCUGGCUGCUGAAGGACAGCCUUGGGGGGAACUCCAAAACCAUCAUGGUUGCCACUGUGUCUCCUGCACAUACUUGCUACAAUGAGACUAUGAGCACGCUGAGAUAUGCAUCCAAUGCCAAAAACAUUGUCAAUAAGCCACAAGUAAAUGAGGAUGCGAAUGUGAAGCUCAUCAGAGAACUCCGGGAAGAGAUUGAGAGACUGAAAGCCAUGCUACUGAGCUUUGAACUGAGGAACUUCAGUUCAUUAAACGAUGGAAAGGAUGAAAAUCUGAAGGAACUAGUUCUCCAAAAUGAGUUGAAGAUAGACAAGCUGACUAAAGACUGGACUCAGAAAUGGAGUGACUGGCGGAUGGUCAUGGAGUAUUACAGUGUGGACAUCAACAAGAGGAGGGCUGGUGUGGUCAUUGACUCCAGCCUGCCACACUUACUGGUCUUGGAGGAUGAUGUGCUCAGCACGGGUGUGGUGCUCUAUCACCUCAAGGAGGGGAAGACAAAAAUAGGAAGGAUUGACUCAGACCAGGAACAGGACAUUGUCCUGCAGGGUCAGUGGAUUGAGGACCACUGCACAAUCACCAGUGCCUGUGGGGUUGUUAUUCUCCAGCCGACCCAAGGGGCACGUUGCACAGUCAAUGGCCACGAGGUCACCACGUCCUGCAGGCUGACCCAAGGAGCUGUCAUCACUCUGGGAAAGGCACAGAAGUUCCGGUUCAACCACCCAGCAGAGGCUGCUCUCCUGCGGCAGCGAAGGCAGAUUGGAGAGGCUGUUGGUAGCGGUGGCUCUUUGGAAUGGUUGGACUUGGCCAGAAACGUCACUGCCUCCAGGCAGAGUCUCUGCCCUGUGGUUUGGAAGGAAAGGAGAGUGCUGGAAGAACAGUGUGACAAGGAUCUCCAGCCACCAAGGGAUGGGGAGACAUCCCACAGAGCUCAGAUUCAGCAACAGCGGUGCUGUGUGGAGGAUUUGAGGCAACAGAUCCUACGAGGACAGAUUAGAGCUGAGAAGGAACUGGAAUUCCACCAGGGCAUCUGCCAGCAGAUUAAAGACAACCAUCAGUGGCUGCUCAGAGAAGAGACCUGGCUGGCCAGAUUACAGGAGCAGCAGCAAGAAGACGACCGUGGAGAAGGGAAAGAACUUGAGGCCUCUGUAGCACCUGAUGCUUGGCUUCAGACGGACCUUGAGCCUCUGCCAUCCCGACUGGUCCAAAGCCAGAAGAGGGUGGUGCAGCUGCAGCUUCUGCGGAGACACGCUCUUCGGGCAGCUGAGCGGCACAUCCGGCAGAAAAAGGUCUUGUUCCAGCUGGAGAGAAUCAUCAAGAAGCAGAGGCUGCUAGAGGCCAAGAGGAGGCUGGAGCAACUCAGGGCAUUGUGCUGGCUUCAGGAUGGCAGUGCCCCCAGGACUCCAUGCCAGGUCCCCAGCUCUAAUGCUGCAGGCCCAGGGCCUCAGCAUAGAAGCAAAUGGACAAGUUGCAGUUCUUCAAGCCUCCAAAGGCUCUGCAGCAAGCACUUGCCCCAGCUACACAGUGUUUUACUGAAUUCGGAUCCUUCCACCAUGUUACCACCUAUGCCUGACCUAACUCACCAAGUACCAGAGAAAACACCAUCCGCAGAUCCUGUGUACAGGCCUGCUUCCUACACCCUAAGAACAGGACAUCUGUGCAGGAACAGCCUCCGACUCCAGUCCUCAGGCCAGGGGCAGCUCUGCCCAGCAAGGGGAGCCUCAACCAGGAAGGCAGCCUGCACUCCAGGGACCUGCCACACUGUGAGCAACCACGAGUCUGUUGACAGCCAGAAAAUGCAGACCAGGGGUAUGCAACCCUGUCAGGUGGUGUCUCAGGGCUUAGUAUCCAUGUACCAGCUAGUUAACAAGCUAAAGCCAAGGGAUGGACCCAGGACCCUUGCCCCUACCACCCAGACCAGAAGGAUUAUGGGACUAGCAGCCUAUGGCAACACACAAACUGGAUGGAGAAAAGAAUGGAACCUUGGGAUCCACAAGGUUGCUAAGAGAGCCAGUUGUCAUUCCCUUUGUUCCCAUGGACCCAAGCAGGCAGCCAGGUGUGGAAAAGCAGCCAGGACAUUUCAGGCAGAAUCCAAACCACCUCCUUCAAGCAGGGCAUUAAAAAGGCAUCAGAAGGCACUGGCAGUUAGGGUCAGAGACAUUGCCAAGUUCUCUCAUGGCAGUUCUUUGAAGAGACAACACAGUUUAGGGGAUCCAGUUGCCAUGACUUCACUCACAGAUUUCAGCCCUGUAGUGGUUAGUGCAAGAGAAAAAGACAAUGACUUAUCAGACACAGGUAGCAAUUACUCAGUGGAUUCUCUCUCUCAUGUCUAUGCUGAAGUCCCAAUGGAGCCACCAAAGUCAGAAAACCUUCAGGGAAAAUGGGGUCUCACAGAGCUAGAGAACUCUGAAAGUGAUAACAGCCAGAUAUCUGAGGAUUCGCUGGCUGACAAGGGGUACCAAAGCCCAAAAGAAAGAGUAGGGGGCAUUUACCCCAUCAACAACCAGGGCCACCCAAGGAACAGAACUACAGCCCCUGUGAGGGGCUUCACCACACUGUCAGACAGUGACCCACAUGCUCACAGGACCUUUUCCUUGGAUAGCCUGGUUGGUGCUGAGGAAGAAGUGGGAGAAGAUCAGCAAGAGGAGACUUUCCUUGGCUCAGCUGAUGAGUUGCCUGCAGAGGCUUUUUGGCGCCAUCCAAGCUCCAACUUGCCUGUAACAGACCAGGAGGCAAAAUGCAGGCCUGGUCCCAUCCACCACACAACAGAAGCAAGGCUGAAUGCCAUCCUGCCAGUGAGCAGUAGCAGUUCAUUUUACCUCAGUCCUCACUCCCAGCCCCAUUGUGAGCACUCUGAAUUAGAGGCAGCUACAUGCUACUCUGGACAGGCCAGCUCUCUCCAAGGCCUGCAGCUUUCACAAGAGAGCCCACUGCUGUCCACGGAUUCCUGGUUUUCCUGUGACUCUAAGAUCAAUCCUAGUCCCCCAGGAAUAACAGGUCCAAGUCCUGAUGUUCAGGAAGUUCACUCUUGUGGUGAGGAGAGGCCUGGAUACAGGCUAAAUGUAGAAGAGCUAAAGCCACCAGGUGCAGAAACAGUCCUGCCACACUGCUCCAAACUGCCCCGAGCCAGCAUGGAGCCACCCUGUGAUGCAAAAGAUGUAUACACAGCCUCUGCUUCUGAUACAUCCAAGCUAUCAGUUUGUGGAGUUCAAAGGCUUCUUUAUCCAGGAGCUCAUGGCAUCUUUCAGGGCAGAGGGAUCCCUGACUUAACUCAAGAGGGCAGCUCUGAAGUUUACCACUAUUCUGGUAUACCGAGUGUGCUAGCUGCCUCUGCCACCUCAUUCACUCAUGUAGGCAGCAUUCAUGGAAGGGACUGGACUGCCCUUCAGCAAAAGUAUCUUCUUGAACUCUCCCAUCCUGUUUUAGAGGUUGUAGGAGAGCCCAGGCCAGCUUCUCCCUGCCUUGAGGAAGACUCUAGUUCCAUGGCCAAAGCUCCUGGUAAAGAAAGAAAUACUCAGUUGCCAGUCGACCCUAGGGUUUCUAGCAAUGUGGAUUUCAACAACUCUCCAGUUCAUCUAUCCAAAAUCAGGCAUUUGAGAGCAGAGAAAAAUCAAGACAGUUCAAGUACCAAGUUUGAAAGUGCUUCUGAUUUCAUUAGCACUAGUGAGAAAGAGGCAAGUUAUAGUGGAGCUUAUUCAGCAGACGUAGAAUCAUUGGCUUCUGAAUCUACAAAUGUACAGAUCUAUGCAGUGGAGAACAAGGUACCAGAUUCCGUGAUAGAAGCAUGUGAGGUCAAACCAGAAGAGUGCUUUCAGGGAAACAGGAAACCUGGACUGAUGACUUCCUCUGAUGAGUGUUUCUUACAGAACAAUGCUUGUUACAAAAAUGUCACUAUAGCCACCACAAGCCAAGCUCCUCUUGGGAAAAAUAGUGCAGUUCAGCCUGGACAAUCAAGUCAUAGCAGUGACUAUCCCCUACAGGAAGAGAAGGAAGAUCAUCAGGAGAGCUCUAAGGAAGUAGUUGGAAGACACACAAAUGUUUCCUUUGCCUAUGCAUCAGGUCCAGAGCUAUACCUUCACUCUGCUCCCUGGAAUUCUCUCCCGUCUUCUCUACAGCCACCCCCCUUGGAAACAUUCUAUGUAACCAAAAGCAGGGAUGCUCUGACAGAAACUGCCUUAGAGAUUCCAGCUUGCAGAGAAAUACGGGUACCAUCACCACCUCCCAGGGAAGCCUGGGGCUUUGGUCACACCUUCCAAGUCCUUGAACAAGCUUAUUUGAAGAGUAAUUUGUCAGACCUGUCACAAAGCCAGAAGUCCAAGAUUGCCUCAUCUCAACAGGUGACAGCAGAGAGGCCAGUUGAUUUGGGUAUGAGGAAAGCUAUUGGAGAACCAGGAGAAUGCCUUGGAAAUAUUAAGGAAGAAAACCAUAAAUCUAUUUAUUUUUUUGCUCAGAACAGUCAGUUUCUCCCUUCUGCCAGUACAAAUGUAGGUGAAUUUGAAAGUCAAGUUGGCAUUUUAAAUAAAAAGCCUGGUUGUCUAGCAUGUACGGAGGGAGAAAUGGCUGCUGCACGGUCCCAUUGCAGUGUUUCCUUAGACAGCUCUGGGUCUGGGAAGUCUAUCUUUUAUAUUUGUGACUCUGAGGCAGGUGGGAAAGAAGAGCAGGAUCAGAAUGCAGUCCUGCCGCAAAUCCAGGCCUGCAAUACAGAGAGACAUCUUCCUUCUGGAGCCAGGGCUGAUUUCAUCUGUAAAACCAACUUAGGCCUUGAGAAGGACCUGACACGGAAAACUGCUGAUUCUUUGAAGUCCAGAUCAGCCUAUCUCAGAGUAAGUAGGCCUGUGAUCAGGGCUGAGAGUCCUACCCACAAGUGGCAAAGGAAGAAUGAAGCCAAGCUUCUUGGAGAAAGUCUUCAUCCCAAAGUCAGCCCAGAAGAGUUUAAGUUUCCAGGGACAGAGUCUGCUUGUGAAAGACUGCAGUCAAUUACGUGUGCUCAGGAAAGAAACCCCAGUGAAUGCAAGGGUGCUGGGGGGUCACAAGAAAUGAUAAACUCCAAAAAAGAACCUUUGGAGAAGAAACAGAAAAAAAGAGUUAAUAAUGCUGAUGAAAUGGCUAAGCUAAUGAAGAGUGUAAUGCAACUGGAGAAUGGCAUCUUAGAAAUUGAAUCUGAGCAGAAUAAGUGGCUUCAUGCUUCUCACACACAAGGAGUCAGUAAGGAGUUUGUGUUCCAGGACCAAAAGGACCAGGAGAGGGUUGGUCAUAUCCUGAGGACAGGUAGCUCUGGAAACCAUUCAUCCUUCAAGGACCAACUGUCUUCCCCAAGACAGACAGAUUAUGUUAUCUUUUGUGACGGUGAAACUGGAAAAAUGGAGGUUCACAGUCCCCAGGUCCAGAAAAGCACUAAAAGCCCUUUAAUAGCCUGGGAAUGUGCACAAGAGGGUCAGUCUCUGAGAGAUCACGCCCACUCAGCUGAAUUAGACAGACCCUCCAGUGACACGCGUGAUUCUUUGGGGAAUGAUUCAGCUCAUACUUCUCUUCAUCCGAGAAAAAUGAAAACAUUGGCUAGAACUCUACUGUUGCAAUCCAGACCAGAGGGAUCUUCUGAGAAGGAUGGCAAUCUGGCAAAAGCAUCAGCAAACCAAAAAGAGCAGCCUUGGGCCUUGGGAAGUCUUGAGGAAAUAGAGACCAUAAAAAAUUUUCAGGAAAGUCAAGCCACUGAACACAUGAGUAGUAUUUCAGAGCAAGAAGACCCAGCAGCUCAAGGUAGAGUUGAAGAAAUGGCCAUGCAAAGGGGAGGGAGCCUACAGGAAGAAAAUAACACAGCUUUGUUGACUGAUUGGUCUUCUGGUCAAAGCCAGCAAAAUGUGGGCACAUUUUUCAGUCAAGAGGCUAGCUCUCCAUUACUGAACCAGACAGACUCCUCUUCAGCAACUUCUCACCAAGACCUAAACAGUUCUUUGCCCUCAGUUUCUCCAAGGCUACCAAGAAACUGUCUUCAUGCCUUUGACACUAUAGACAUUUCUUCAGUUGACUGUGAUCCCACAGUAUUGAAAAUUCGUAACAGUCCCCUGGUAAGUGGAGUAGAAUGUCAGGACGAGAGCCCUCAGGGACGUGUUGGAGGAGGCUCCUCCACUGUACACACUGUUUGGUGUGAGUCUGUGAUGCCCAUGGGAUCUGAUGUUCAGUCUGUUAUACCGAAGAGCAUUCCAGUGGGGACAGUGGACUGGAUAACAGCAAGCACCAGCCCUCAUGACCAAGGAGAGGACCUCAGAAUCACUUCAAUGGGUUUGAAUACCCCGGAAGGUUUUGAUUCUGAAGCUGAGGUAGCUGUCCAAAAAGAAGUAAGCACCCAUUCCUUAACUAGGGUCUCUGGGCAACUUGAAAAGAAGGUCAGCUUCCUCUUGGAAGAGGAUAUCGACCGAGGCAAGGAGAUAAGUCAGGAGGAAGAGGAGGAGGCCGAGGACCAACAACCUACCAGCAGCACUUGCUUAGCACUUGUUUCCCUUCCAAGGGUGCCUGAUGCAGAAACCAUGCUGUCGCAGUCCUCCCUCCAUGCAUCCAUGUGCCUGGCUAUCUUGCAAGAAAUCAGACAGGCAACAGCCCAGAGAAAGCAGCUUACUGACUUUGUGACUGAGGGAACAGCUUAUUGUGAAACUUCAUUAAAACCUGAAUGUUUUUUAGGGGCUACUGGCAGACCUCAAUGGCAAAUGGACCAGUUAGAAGUGUCAGACAGGCCUAGGAAUGAGGGUGGAGCACAGGGAUCACAUGAGCCAUCGCUGUCUGCAUCAAGACAUCUGUUAGUUGAUGAAAGGAGACCCCAGGCCACACCUGUCUGUGCAGACAGCUUUCGACCUCUGCCCCAUCCUGAAACUGACAAAGGGCCAUGGCAUCCUUCACAGGCUUCCUCUCACACUGCCUCUGAUCAAGACAAACGACCUUACUCAGGAGAACUAAGACAUCUCAUGGAAGCAAGUGAGCAGUUUGUGGGUCAAUCUAGUUCUGAAGUCACAGAGAUAAAGAAAGAAACACCCAGAAUACCUUCCUCUGCUGAUACUUUGACUUCAGACAGGCCUCUUUCUUCACCAGUGGUAGAGGGGGACAGGAGGACGGGAUUGGAGAAGGUAGUGUCUGCCUUACCUUCUCAGACCCCUUGCUAUGAUCCUGAGGGGGUUCUAUUUGGACAAAGUCAGGUAGCCACAUGGGGGAAGACCAUGGAAGACAUGUCCCCUGGCAGUCAGUACAGCAGCCUAAGGCACCAGGAAUUUAAAAAUCUAGAUACCAUGUAUGGAGGAGGCUCAGGUAACUUCUUAGUGACUGCCCAGGGAGGAAAAACAACCCAUUUUGAAAGUCAAUCUGUGAUUUGUGUUGUUCACAAUUCUGCAAGCCUCUCAAGGCCUAAGGAAGACCAUGUCUAUUGCCCUGAGGCUUCUACUGGCUUAGAAGACGGCAGGUCAAGUCCAAAACAACAUGCUAUUCUGGCUGGAGCUCCAAGAAAGGUUGACCUAGAAGUUCCCACAUGGCAACACGUGAAGUGGAAGGAGAGUAUUGGGUCUGGGUUGGCAGAAGCCUGCAGGACCAGCAGCAAAACUCCCAGGCCAACUCCAUUGCCAAAGCAAAGACCUAGCUCAGAUCCUAGGGGAGUUAUGGAGGAGGCCCCGUGCCAACACCCAAAGGAGGCUUUAGAUUACCUCAUCUUCUCUGGGAACACUGAAACUAGCAGGCCCUUUGGCUCCUCCAGGAGGGAAGAAGACAGCAGGUCUCUUCCUUGCCAACAACUGUGCAAUUAUCAACCCAUUGCUACUCAUCCUUCCACUUUGCUGUGUUACAGAGAUGGUGAACUGAGGAAUGGGACUUCCAAGGUUGACCCACCCCACUACUCACCUUUCAUAGUGCCUUCCAGGGCCUGUGAAAUGGAUGAGAUAGGAGAGAGCCCUUCCACAGAACGUCACUUGCUCUUGGCACAUGGCCUUGAGCACAAAGGUGUUCAUGUGGAACUUGAACCAAUGAGCAGUAGCCACACUCUUGAGCCACCCACUGGAGUUGCUGCCCUAUCUCUAGCUGGAGGCUGCAGUUCCCCUUCCACCCCUGGUGUGAGGACAAGUUUCCUCACCCACUCAGCUGCUGAUAGAAGCUUGAGGUCAGUGAGGAGUCCUGAGAAAAAGGUGACUGAGAAAGCCAGCACUGAACUUGAGGCUGUCCUUUUCCCUGAAGUCAUGAUCUCUGAGCCAUUGAGGACUUCAAAGGAUUGCUCUGUAGGUGGCCAGAGUGCACCGGCAUCUCAAACUAAGCCAGAACCACCUGCAACAACUAAGGGACCACGCAGCCUGAAUUUAAGAGAAGGGUCUGUUGAGAGCGAGCUGGUGGCAGAGACACAGCAUAGAUAUUUAGAAAAUGCCAUUAGACACCUUUCAAAAAAGACACAGCCUUCCACUGAGUCCACAGGUCACAGUUGCUCAGAUUCCAAAGCCAGGUUUCUAGCUAGGUUAAAACGUGUCUGCAGUCCUCAGCCUGACAAUUCCUGGGAGGAGGAAGAAGAAGAGCAACAGAAAGACCAAACUUUGGGAGGUGAUGAAGCCCCUGCCCAGGGUAGCAAUCCCCCACCCUCUGAUGAAGAAGACUUGGAUGGCUGUCAGAUGAGUGGUGCUAGAGAAGGGGAAGUGGCUGUGACCAAGUCUCCUGGGUCCCAGACUUUCUUUUCAGGGUUUAAGGACCCAGCUCCUGUGUCCUUGGAGCAAAGUGAAGCACCACAGCCUGCUGCCCAGAGGCCUGGCCAGCCCUGCUCUGAUAGGGAGCAGCCGGCUCCCCACCAGAGGUGCUGUCUUCCUGUGAUUGCAAUUUUCUCUGGCUCCAAACCCUCCAAGUCUUCCCCUAGACCGCAGUUCUCCGUGGUCAGCUCAUCUCGGUCUCUUAAGGAACUCAACUUGAGUGUAGAGCCUCCUCCUUCUACAGACGAGGAUGCACAGGGGCCUAACAGACUGUGGAGCCCACAUCUCAGGGACUGUUCAGGAAAAUCAGUUGCAAGAACAUGUCUGAGGUCUGAGGACUGUAAUCAGAAAUCUUCAUCGAAUUUGGACACUAGCCCUGCUGAUUACAGGCCCCUGAAACCUGCCACCCCUCCUUACCCAACGUCUCCUGCUCUCUCAUGCAUGCCAACCCCUGAUUUCAUGACCAGCUGGAUUUCUGGCACUUUGGAACAGGCCCAGCAAAGAAAGCCAGAGAAAUUGGGUGUCCAGGUUAGGCCAGAUCAUUGGUGCUCUCAGCUGGACAAAGGAAUGUUGCACAUUGGCUCCAGUGACAUCAAUCCCUAUGUCUUGCCCUGGUCUCCAGCGGGGUCUUCAUGCAUUGGCUGGAAGCAGUAUGUGUUUGGCAGUGCAGUUGAUGUCUCCUGGAGCCAAAAGCACCAUGGCCUGAUACCAUCAAAUGUGGCCCAGUGCUCCAGCAUGGACCAUUGCCUAGAAGGCCAGAACUCAGCAUUCCACUCCCACCUCAGCAUCUAUGCCAAAACCCGGGAUCUGUCAAACACACGCAGCAGCAUUGAGAAUGCCCGAAGUUCAAAUGAGGCUGGGGAAGUGUGGCAUUCCUCAUUUGCCUUAAGGGAACCCCACAUCCUGACUGGCCCUCAAGGGGUAGACCCCACUUCAGGUACUGACAGAAGACCCCACUUUCAGGACCCCAGUGAUGAAGCUAGCUGCACCAAGAGUGAGCUCCCACUGGCAGAAGGAAGUUCUGCAGGUCCUGUGGAUGAGAUUGUGCUUCUGUACCCAUCAGAGGCAGGCUGCCGUAUGGAACAGGCUAGGAUAAACACCUUGGAGCAGGGCACGCAGACCCUGGGCACUGACGUCUCUGCUCAGCCUGUCUCCAGUGUUGUGUCAGCCUGUGACCUGGCCGCCUGGACCAGCAUGCACAAUCUGUCUCUCCAUCUCUCACAGCUCCUGCACAGCACCUCAGAGCUACUUGGCACUCUCUCCCAGCCAAGUGUAGUCCAAAAGGAGGAGAACACCAAGAGUGAUACCUCAGAUGAGGCCGCACAGGCCCUUAGAAUGGACGGUGCUACUCAGACAACUGUGGAUGAGGGAAGCCAGACUGACCUGGCUUCAGCCCUUCUCCCCCUCCACGUGCCAGAGAUCAAACCACAGGAAGUCAAUGUGAUCCUUGAAGUGCUGGGCUCAGGUAUCGAGCCCCUGUCUCUAGAAAAGGACCAUGUCCCAGAGGCACUUCAGAAGAGAGAAGCAGAGGAAUCAGCACAGAAAAUGACCUUGCCUCCAGAUCUUCAUGAGGAAAGCACCCCCUGUGGCCUGCAGAGUCCUCCAACGCCCUCAUCCCACUUGAGGGUUGAGAAAGCCCGUCUUGGGCAGAGCAUCCCUUCUGAGAGCCCCCCAGCUUCUCCUGAUGCUGCCCUGCCUCCCAGCUCCCAGCCAGAGCAAUCCUCCUGCAUGGUGGUCAAUAACCCCAGCAUCCCUCACUCACCAGGGUUGUUUUUUGAUACUUCAGAGUCUACCUGGGACCCUGGCAUCCAGAAGAAGCUGGGCCCCUUGGGGGCCUUGUUGGUGGACCGGGCCUCCUCCCCAAUUCUCACCCUCAGGGCUGGCACCCAAGAGUCAGGUCCCCCCCUACAUGCUUGGAUUCCCUCAGCUCUGCCUCUUGAAGACCACCCGAAGCUUGACUUUAGUCUAGACCUUGCUCUACGUGCCCCCAAACCUCCAAUGGAUAGUUAUUCUCAAAGUAUAGACGUGUCAUGUGGCUCCCAGAAAGUUGAGUCUGGAGGUAGAGGAGGCGUGAGUCCCUUAGAAAGGAGUGCUGAGAGCUUACUCCUGGAGGCGAGCUCCCCAUGUACCCCCCUACAGAGCACCAGAAUCCAAGUUAGUUUCUCAGGGGAAUCCCCUCAGCAGCUUCAGCCCAGGACGGCCACCAGGGUCCAAAAAAGACUGCCGCCUCCACCACUGAGGCACAGGAGCUUGAGGCUGGCUGAUAGCUUUGUGCCUGAAGUGGCAGCUUCCUCAGAGCAUGGCUCACUGAGCAGUAGAGGGCCAAGUCGAUGGCAGGGCAGGCUGGAAAGUGGGAGUGAAAGUGUAGCAUCUAUGGUGGAGCCACAAACCACUCUAGACCUCUCCUCUUCGUGGAGAGGCCUCCAGCCCCUUAGCCCCUGCUCUGUCUCUCACCUGGCCGACACUGCAGGGCUUCGAGCUUCUACCUUGGGCCCACCUGAGGCUGGACAACUUGAAGGGCUACUGUGCCCCAGUUCCCCAGUGUGCAUGGCCCCUGAGCCCCAGCAUCAUAGCCUGAGAGACCUUCCACUGCAUAACAAAUUUAGUAACUGGGGUGGGGUUCAUGAUGGCUCUCCUGGGGGGCUGGGUGUAAGUAAAGAUCUCAAUGCUGGAGAGCAGAGACAAAGGCCUCCGCAACCUCCCAACAACCUGGAUCCUGAGUGGUCCCGCAGGGAGCAGAUCCCCCUGCACGUUGGGGUCCAGAAGCCCUCACUCAGCAUAGAACUCACGGAAGCAAAACUGCAUCGUGGCUUCGGGGAGGCGGAUGCCCUUCUGCAGGUGCUGCAGACUGGGAUGGGGGAGGCACUUGCUCCUGAUGAACCUGAACCUGUGACAUUCACCUGGAAAGAGCUGUAUUCCCGGCAGAAAAAAACUAUUGAGACCCUCAGGAGAGAGAGGGCUGAGCAAUUUCAGAACAUCCGUCGGACACGAAGCCUCAGCCCCCAGAAGCAGCAGAGCUUCCUGUUCAACAGGGAUCUCCCCAACCGUGAACUCGAUUUGCCCAGCAGACGCCGGGAAUACUUGCAGCAACUGAGAAAGGAUGUCGUGGAGACUACCAGGAGCCCAGAAUCACCAUUGAGGUCUGUUCAUGCCUCCUCUGACAUCGAUCUGAUGCUGCGGGACUAUCAGCGGGCCCGUGAGGAGACCAAAGUGGAGAUUGCCCGGGCACGGGAGAGGCUGCGGGAGCGGACUGAGCAGGAGAAGUUGAGGAUCCGCCAGCAGAUCACCACCCAGCUGCUGAGGGAAGAGGAAAAACUACACUCCCUGGUCAACUCCAGCUCCCUGUGCUCUAGCUCCAAUGGAAGCCUCUCUUCUGGUGUCACUUCUGGUUACAACAGCAGUCCAGCCUUGUCAGGCCAGCUUCCGUCCCCAGAGGGUGUGGGGGACUCAAACUCCUCGGAUCCCAGAGACACCUGGAUAGGGGAUGGGCGGAGCCGCUCUGCAGUGAGGAAUAGUCACCUGUAUGUGGCAGGGACUGUCUGGAGGAGCUCUGCUUACAGCUACAGAGCCUCGCUGGGCAGCUGCUGCUCUCCCUCCAGCCUGUCCAGCUUGGGGACCUGUUUCUCCUCCUCCUACCAGGAUUUGGCCAAGCACAUUGUGGACACCACCAUGGCUGAUGUAAUGGCUGCUUGUUCAGAGAAUCUGCACAACCUCUUCACCCGCCAGCCGGCAGCUGGCUGGAACUAUCAGGGUGAGGAGCAGGAAGUGCAGCUGUACUACAAGGAGUUUUCUUCUACUCGGCACGGCUUCCUAGGGGCAGGUGUGGUGUCCCAGCCGCUGUCUCACGUGUGGGCAGCUGUGAGUGACCCCACCCUGUGGCCCCUCUACCACAAGCCCAUCCAGACAGCAAGGCUGCAUCAGCGGGUGACCAACAGCAUCAGCCUGGGGACAAUUGUCUGUCAUGGCAGCUCAGUCUGUAUAUGACACGUCCAUGCCAAGACCCAGCA
Messenger RNA from Castor canadensis (American beaver), 13776 nucleotides. The record is from RefSeq and is a predicted model, not a curated record. Lineage: Eukaryota; Metazoa; Chordata; Mammalia; Rodentia; Castoridae.